AUGGAAAACUCUACACAAGGAAAAUCUAAACAAUAAGAAGAUAAUUCAAAUUUCUAUAAUAGAAGAAACUCAGAAUAAGACAGGGAGGAGAGAAUUGAGGAAAAUGUAAAUAUUGGAAUGUGCACUGUUUACACACUGUCUUUCUUUGCUAUUGUGGCAUUGAUUGUCUAUGUAGUCUUUUACGCGAAACACGAUUCAGAUAUUGAGAUUGAUUUAUGA
This is a messenger RNA of Stylonychia lemnae, 219 nucleotides long. NCBI's taxonomy places the organism in Eukaryota, Ciliophora, Spirotrichea, Sporadotrichida, Oxytrichidae. The record is from the annotation of a GenBank genome assembly.